CCUUUACCGGCUUUCCGCGCCGCCGCCGCCGCCGCCGCCGCCGUCCGUGGCUCUGCCGGGCAGGAUGAAUGUGAUAGACCACGUGCGGGACAUGGCAGCCGCGGGGCUGCACUCCAAUGUGCGGCUUCUCAGCAGCUUGUUACUUACAAUGAGUAAUAACAACCCGGAGCUGUUCUCCCCGUCGCAGAAGUACCAGCUCUUGGUGUAUCAUGCUGACUCUCUGUUUCACGAUAAGGAAUACCGGAAUGCUGUCAGUAAGUAUACCAUGGCUUUACAGCAAAAGAAAGCCCUUAGUAAAACUUCAAAAGUGAGACCUUCAACUGGAAAUUCUGCGUCUACUCCACAAAGUCAGUGUCUUCCUUCUGAAAUUGAGGUGAAAUACAAAAUGGCUGAAUGUUACACAAUGCUGAAACAAGAUAAAGAUGCCAUUGCCAUACUUGAUGGGAUCCCUUCAAGACAAAGAACUCCCAAAAUAAACAUGAUGCUGGCAAAUUUGUACAAGAAGGCUGGUCAGGAGCGCCCUUCAGUCACCAGCUAUAAGGAGGUGCUGCGGCAGUGCCCUUUAGCCCUGGAUGCCAUUCUAGGCUUGCUGUCCCUUUCUGUAAAAGGUGCAGAGGUGGCAUCAAUGACAAUGAACGUGAUCCAGACAGUACCUAACUUGGACUGGCUCUCAGUGUGGAUCAAAGCCUAUGCUUUUGUGCAUACUGGCGACAACUCAAGAGCAAUCAAUACCAUCUGUUCACUAGAGAAGAAGUCCUUACUGCGAGAUAACGUGGACCUCCUGGGAAGCUUAGCGGAUCUGUACUUCAGAGCUGGAGACAAUAAAAACUCCGUCCUUAAAUUUGAGCAGGCACAGAUGUUGGAUCCUUAUCUGAUAAAAGGAAUGGAUGUUUACGGCUACCUCCUGGCACGGGAAGGGCGACUGGAGGAUGUGGAGAACCUGGGCUGCCGCCUUUUCAAUAUUUCUGAUCAGCAUGCAGAACCCUGGGUGGUCUCUGGGUGUCAUAGUUUCUAUAGCAAACGGUAUUCCCGGGCCCUGUAUUUAGGAGCCAAGGCUAUUCAGCUGAACAGUAACAGCGUUCAAGCAUUGCUCCUGAAGGGAGCCGCACUGAGGAACAUGGGCAGAGUCCAAGAAGCAAUAAUCCAUUUUCGGGAGGCCAUACGGCUUGCACCUUGUCGCUUAGAUUGUUAUGAAGGUCUCAUCGAGUGUUACUUGGCCUCCAACAGUAUUCGUGAAGCAAUGGUGAUGGCUAACAACGUUUACAAAACUCUCGGUGCAAAUGCACAGACGCUCACCCUUUUAGCCACUGUUUGUCUUGAAGACCCAGUGACACAGGAGAAAGCCAAAACCUUGUUAGAUAAAGCCCUGACCCAGAGGCCAGAUUACAUUAAGGCUGUGGUGAAAAAAGCAGAACUGCUUAGCAGAGAACAGAAAUAUGAAGAUGGAAUUGCGUUACUCAGGAACGCACUGGCUAAUCAGAGUGACUGUGUCCUGCAUCGGAUCCUAGGAGAUUUCCUUGUAGCUGUCAAUGAGUAUCAGGAGGCAAUGGACCAGUAUAGUAUAGCACUAAGUUUGGACCCCAAUGACCAGAAGUCUCUAGAGGGGAUGCAGAAGAUGGAGAAGGAGGAGAGUCCCACGGAUGCCACUCAGGAGGAGGAUGUGGACGACAUGGAAGGGAGUGGGGAAGAAGGGGACCUGGAGGGCAGCGACAGUGAGGCGGCCCAGUGGGCUGACCAGGAGCAGUGGUUCGGCAUGCAGUGAGGGCAGCUCCGCGCACCUGCUCGGAGCGCUUCCCUGGACCCAGGCGCCGUGGGAGCUGCUCUCGGGACAGUGACGCGGCGAGUGCUCCCAGGAGGGGCCUGCCCCACGCUCCUGAGUUCUAGUCGGGACUUGAUUCUAACGCUGAGCCUGGCCAGCCUGCCAGGAUGCCCACCCUCCCGUCGCCAGCAGGGAGGACUGCGAAGCCCUGAGGCCCACACACUUGCGGGGCUCCUGGGCAGGGAGUGCUUCGGGUAUAACUAACCACAUCCAGAGCUCAAGGAGUAGACUGCUUUGUCUGACGUGAGUGGGCUUGGAGGAGUAACCCGCCUCCCACGAUGGCAACACAGCCUGGCCCCUUCCACGAGGGCUCCUGUUCCGAGAAAGUGAUCCGGGCCUGUCCGUGCUUCCCUAGUAACCCGCUUCCCCCUGCAAGUUAGUGAUGCCUUAAGCUGACAGUCGCCGUUGUGCAGAGCAGUUUUCCUGUUUGCUAAGCUGGUACCUGGGCGUCUCAGAAACAGGUAUGGUGAGGGCAUGACAGGGGUGCGCCCCGGCAGUGCCUAAUAAAAGUGGUUUGUACAGCCGUGUGUUGGGUGGUCGGAACGGAA
This is a messenger RNA of Lepus europaeus (European hare), 2367 nucleotides long. It is a transcript of the gene ANAPC7, whose product is annotated as anaphase promoting complex subunit 7. Gene Ontology annotation, molecular function: protein binding. NCBI's taxonomy places the organism in Eukaryota, Metazoa, Chordata, Mammalia, Lagomorpha, Leporidae. Gene Ontology annotation, biological process: cell division. The record is from RefSeq and is a predicted model, not a curated record. The coding region runs from base 65 to 1762 and encodes 565 amino acids. The transcript has 11 exons.